Cyclopterus lumpus (lumpfish) is the source of this 1613-nucleotide messenger RNA. RefSeq names its product general transcription factor IIH, polypeptide 3 (gene gtf2h3). The record is from RefSeq and is a predicted model, not a curated record. Gene Ontology annotation, cellular component: transcription factor TFIIH holo complex; transcription factor TFIIH core complex. Gene Ontology annotation, biological process: regulation of DNA-templated transcription; nucleotide-excision repair. NCBI's taxonomy places the organism in Eukaryota, Metazoa, Chordata, Actinopteri, Perciformes, Cyclopteridae. The transcript is spliced from 13 exons. Bases 269 to 1171 code for a protein of 300 amino acids.
GCACCAUGUGAUACCAAUAUGAAAGGCAGAAGAAGAGCAACAUAGCAGUAGCAGGCUAACGUGGCUUCAUCUUCACAAGUGUCAGUUUUACUGACAUAUACACAUAUGUAUUUAUAUACAUAUAGAGAUUAUCCAGACCUUGAAACGCUCAAUAUUUUCGGAUGGUGUUUAAAUGUCCAAAUCCAAGAUGGAUGCUAACAAGAUGAAGCUUCGUUAGAACAACAGUUAUCACUUGUUGGUCUCUUGUUUUAAGUAACAUGCAGCCGUGAUGGCAUCAGAGGAAGAAAUCAAUCUGCUGGUCAUCGUUGUGGAUGUGAAUCCGAUAUGGUGGGGGCAGCAGGCUCAGCGCGCGACGGAGCUCACCUUGUCCAAGUGUCUGGAUGCAGUCAUGGUGUUGGGCAACUCCCACAUGGCCAUGUCCAGGACGAACAAGCUGUCUGUCAUCGCCAGCCACUUUGAAGACAGUCACUUCCUGUAUCCCGGUAAGAGCUGGAGAAUGGGGGACAGCUGUGGGGAUGAUGCAUCCUCCAGUGGGGAUGGAAAAUAUGAACUUCUAGCAGUUGCCAAUAACCUUAUUGCUGAAGAGAUCAGGAAGGUUAUGUCAAAAACUGAAGUGAGGGGAAAUUCAACUGAUACCUUGUUGGCUGGAACCCUUGCCAAAGCUCUCUGCUAUAUUAACAGGGUCUCAAAAGAAUUUGAAGUUGGACAGGAGAUCAAAUCAAGAAUAUUGGUUAUAAAAGCAGCCGAGGACUGUGCCCGCCAGUACAUGAACUUCAUGAAUGUCAUUUUUGCUGCCCAAAAGCAGAACAUCCUGAUUGAUGCCUGUGUGUUGGACUCAGACUCGGGUCUCCUUCAGCAGGCUUGUGAUAUAACUGGAGGAUUGUACCUCAAGAUUCCACAGAAAGUUGCCCUGGCACAAUACCUGUUGUGGGUGUUCCUGCCUGACUCUGAGCAGCGCUCCCAGCUGGUGCUGCCACCGCCUGCACACGUGGACUACAGAGCGGCAUGUUUCUGCCACCGUAACCUCAUUGAGAUUGGUUAUGUGUGCUCAGUUUGUCUGUCAAUAUUCUGCAACUUCAGCCCCAUCUGCACAACGUGCGAGACUGCCUUCAAAAUCCAACUCCCACAGAUGGUCAAGCCCAAAAAGAAGAAACUCAAGCAACCUACAUGAUUUCUCUUAAGAUUACACUAAUGUAGUGGAUUUAGUUAGUUUACUUUUUUUGAUGAGCAGAUUAUACCACUGAGUAUAUGUUUGUAACAAACUUCAAUGACAUCCUGGAAAUGCCUUUUGAGGUAGUUGUUGACCGUCUUUACACAAAGAGGCUAAUUGCUUUUGUCAAAUAUUUCUUCUAUAUAGAAACAAGCUGUUUUCCGGAGUUUGGUCAAUAGGUAUACAUGCAGAUAUAUAACGUAUGCAACAUGCACUCAAACAUUUAGUUGGGUUAGCAUCUUCUCAUGUUCAUAUUGAUAGAAACAAUUAGCACACAUUUCUGAUGUUUAGAAAAGAUAAUUCGCUCAGCCUAAUGUAAAUGGAGUUAUUGCUUUUUAUGGCAUUUUUGUGUAAUUUUUAUAUAAUUAAAAUAAAACAUGUUCUUAGAAAUGUUUGUCACACA